AUGGAAACAAACAACGAGAGUGCUGAGACAGACUUCAUCCUACUCGGAUUUUCUGAUCGACCACAACUAGAACGCAUCAUCUCUGCCAUUGUCUUCAUCUUCUACAUUGUGACUCUGGUAGGAAACACAACCAUCAUCCUUGUCUCAUACCUGGACCCCCAGCUCCACACCCCCAUGUAUUUCUUCUUAUCCAACCUCUCUUUUCUGGACCUCUGUUAUACAACCAGCAUCAUCCCCCAGAUGCUAGUCAACCUGUGGGGACCAAAGAAAUCCAUUACCUACGGAGGCUGUGUGCUCCAGUUCUUCUUUGCCCUUGACCUAGGAGCCACAGAAUGCCUUCUCUUGGCUGUGAUGGCCUAUGACCGCUACGCCGCUGUCUGCCAACCUCUUCACUACACAGUCAUCAUGCACCCUCAGCUCUGCCACAGGAUGGUGCUGACUUCCUGGUUGGGUGGUCUGGGCAGUGCGCUAAUUCUUUGUUCCCUGACUUUAAAGUUGCCCAGAUGUGGGCACCGAGCAGUGGACAAUUUUUUCUGUGAGAUGCCAGCUUUGAUCAAGAUGGCUUGUGUUUAUUCAAAGGUGAUUGAGAUUGUCGUCUUUGCUCUUGGAGUGAUGUUUCUAUUGGCACCUCUAUUACUGAUUCUCAUCUCAUAUGGAGUCAUCAUUCAAGCUGUAAUGAAGAUCAAGUCAACAGCAAAGUGGCAGAAGAUCCUCAACACAUGUGGCUCCCACCUCACAGUAGUAACUAUCUUCUAUGGAACAGCCAUCUACAUGUACAUGAAACCACAACACACUACAUCUCAAAACGAAGGGAAAUUUCUUACUCUCUUUUACACAAUUGUCACACCCAGUCUGAACCCUCUGAUUUACACUUUAAGGAACAAAGAGGUGAAAAGUGCAGUGAGGAGAUUAUUGUGGAUUAAAAAAUGUUAAGCAAA
This is a messenger RNA of Ochotona princeps (American pika), 938 nucleotides long. Its product is annotated as putative olfactory receptor 2W6. Gene Ontology annotation, biological process: G protein-coupled receptor signaling pathway. The record is from RefSeq and is a predicted model, not a curated record. Gene Ontology annotation, molecular function: olfactory receptor activity; G protein-coupled receptor activity. The transcript has a single exon. NCBI's taxonomy places the organism in Eukaryota, Metazoa, Chordata, Mammalia, Lagomorpha, Ochotonidae. Gene Ontology annotation, cellular component: membrane. Bases 1 to 933 code for a protein of 310 amino acids.